AUGCCGCUCUGGACAGCAAUCAUAACCUCGUUGAAGUCCUUCUCGACGGGCACCACCACCUCAGCACCAAGAACAGAUUAUCUACAAGAUGCACGGGUCUUUCCGACAAGUGGAUUUGAAUCCAUUCAAGCCGAUCAUCCAGUUGAGGAGGAAGAGCUGCCUGACUAUCAAGCACACCGAUUUUACCCCGUUCGAAUUGGCGAUAUUUUCGAGAGCCGCUACCAAGUAGUCGCAAAACUGGGCUACGGUUCUUCCUCCACUACAUGGCUGUCCCGGGAUCUCGCGAACAAUCAAUAUGUCGCCUUAAAGGUCUAUGUGCAUACCUCAUUAUAUCACCGUGAAGUUCCAGUUUACGAACAUAUGGAUCACCAGUUACGAACCAGCCCGCACCAAGGACGACACAAUAUCCGGAGAUUGUUGCAUUCGUUCAAACUUUUCGGGCCAAGUGGAACACAUACAGUUCUUGUUUUCGAAGCGGCACAAAUGAGUCUGCGUGACAUGAAGCUAGUAUUUCGGCAAGAUGGAUUUGACGAGGAAUUCGUCAAAGGGGCAGUCACUGAGCUGUUACAGGCUUUGGACUUCCUUCAUACUCAAGCAAAUAUUGUCCACACCGAUGUUCACCCUGGAAAUAUGCUCCUGGGUACGUAUAAUAGCCAGCUACUGAAAACCUUAGAAGAUAAAGAAUUCAGUUCUCCGGUUCCCCGCAAGCAAGUCUCACCCACUCGAACCGUAUAUUUAUCACGCUUGAUGCGUCCUACAGAAGGUCCAAUGCUGCUAUCCGACUUUGGCGAGGCUCGUAUCGGUCAAGGACCUCAUGGUGGUGAUAUUAUGCCUCUGGAGUAUCGGGCUCCUGAGACGUUGCUCUGCAUAGGUUGGAGUUAUCCAGUUGAUAUUUGGAGCGUUGGUUUGACGGCCUGGGACCUUCUUGAACCGAGAAAACUUUUCACGGCUCGUGAUGAAGAUGGUGACCUCUAUGAUGCGGCACAUCUCGCCCAGCUCAUUGCCGCGUUAGGACCGCCACCUCCUAAUUUUCUGCGCAGAAAUCCUGACAGAAAAGGCGACUUUUGGGAUCGUGAUGGCAAAUGGCUAAAUCUUGCGCCCAUUCCGAAUAGGCGGACAUUUGAAGCACUAGAAUCUCGACUCGAGGAUAAGUCAGGCUUCUUACGUUUUAUACGAAAGGCUCUUACCUGGAUGCCCGAGGAUAGAGCAACAGCGAAGGAGCUCUUGCAGGAUCCUUGGUUAGCUGGCUGA
Aspergillus homomorphus CBS 101889 is the source of this 1251-nucleotide messenger RNA. Its product is annotated as kinase-like protein. Lineage: Eukaryota; Fungi; Ascomycota; Eurotiomycetes; Eurotiales; Aspergillaceae. The coding region runs from base 1 to 1251 and encodes 416 amino acids. Gene Ontology annotation, molecular function: protein kinase activity; ATP binding. Gene Ontology annotation, biological process: spliceosomal complex assembly; regulation of mRNA processing; protein phosphorylation. The record is from RefSeq and is a predicted model, not a curated record. The transcript is spliced from 5 exons.